Perca flavescens (yellow perch) is the source of this 2323-nucleotide messenger RNA. RefSeq lists its product as uncharacterized. The coding region runs from base 1532 to 2194 and encodes 220 amino acids. NCBI's taxonomy places the organism in Eukaryota, Metazoa, Chordata, Actinopteri, Perciformes, Percidae. The transcript has 10 exons. The record is from RefSeq and is a predicted model, not a curated record.
AACUUUCUCCUGCGCCAUUUUCUUUCACACGCGAGACGGCAAGACGGUAGAAGGUAAGUGCUUAAUUUGACUGUCUGACUGAGUCACACGCAUGAUAUUUUAUGAUAAUUUAUAUUUGCUUCAUAAGUUGUGCUUAUUUAAGUAACAGUCUGUUGUAUUGAAUUCCACUUAUAUCCGGUACUAUCCGGUAACGUUAGGUAGUAGCUAGAUAGCUAGGUUAUAGCAAAUAUUCUAGCAUGACUCAAUACUCUCAGGUUAUAACAUUAACGUUAGUGAACAGUUUACUCCCUGAUAAUGAACCUAGUGUGUAAGCGGGAAUAUAUCGUUGAAAAAAAAGCGAAGUUAUUAGGCUGUACUAGUUAUGGCUAACUAGCUAGCUAAGCAAGCUGGCUAAAGAUAAGCUAACGUAGCCACAUUUGGUUGCUGCAAACUGAGAUAGUGAAAACAUGUAUGCUAGCCAUCAGUGACAUGAUUGGUCUGAUUUAUGACAUGGACUUCUAACCGUGUCCAUAUUUGUCUACAAAAACUACACCAUAACAUCAAGAAGCAUUUUGGUGCUAAUUGUAGAAAGACGUUGCAAAUGCAGCAUUAAAAACUACACCUCCCAUCAACGUUAGCGGUUUCGCGCUAUUUCGCGCACUCGCUAGUCUCUGGAAGUCAAGGGCCCGCGGAAAAAGCAGAAUGUUCUUCCAACCACCGAGUUCAUCAAGUAAAUAUACCAACAACGAAGAAAGAAAUGCUGGUUCAAGUGGAGUGCAAGGGUGUCCUGAAAUGGGUUCGAAUACCAGUUAAGGAUGACAGCUACGAUUACUUUCAGUUCAUUCAAGAAGUUUCAGCUAAAUUCAACUUGCCAAAUGAACCUGAUGUGAACCUGCAGGACUCCUCAGGAGUUGAUGUAGAUGCUGACAUUUUUGAUGAGUUAUUGAGAUCUGCUGCAGUAUCUUUCAAGGUGUCUAAUGAGUACUCUGCUGAGAAAGAGGUCUCUGAGGCCUCCUUCUGCUCAGAUGAUGGGUCAUUCUCACCCAUUGAGUCUGUGAGGUCAUUCUCAUCAGUUGAGUCUGAGAGUUCAGGCUCCACUGUAAUUACAGAAUGCACCAAAGCACGGAAAAGGCAACUGGUAUAAGGACCACCUGACAGUAAGGCAGCAAAAGAUAUGGUCUAUGUAGCUCUACAUCAAAAAACCGGGGGUGAAGACAUAUUCAAAGAGUACAAUGCGACCAAAGGCCUUUCUGAUCAAACAAGAAGGAAACUCGUCAACAUCCUGGUGGCAGAUAUGAUCGAGAGUCAUGGCUUUUACACCAGCCAUGUUAAAAACUAUGGUGUAGGAGGGUCCCACCAAUCAAUGUCCGCGUGACCUAUGCCCUUGGAAUAGUCACCCUUUUCCCCAAUUUGAAGGACACAGCUUCACCAACUGGUUAUGAACAUUACUACGAUCCUCACAGUGGCCAAGGUUACCUGGCUUACAGAUUGAAAACGGUUCAGCGCAAUACCACAAGUGACUUCAAGAGGACCUCCAAGUCUGCUGAACAACAUGGCCCUAAGACCCUGCGUGAGACAUCAACAUCUGAGCAGCUGUCAGAUUAACCAAGACUUCACAAUGCUAUUUGGAGAAGACGUCUCGGGCAAGUUUAUUGCAAAAUGGCCAACGUUCUACAAACCUAGGAUUAUCACUGUCUGCAAAGGCCUUCGCCCUGGUACUCAUGUGGAUGACCUUCUGUCUGCUCAAGAAGAAUCAAAUGAUUAUGGUUGGGACAGUGACUUGGCAGCUAUCCUCCUGCUCGUUCAUCUCUUGCCUCCAACCGCAAAAGGACCAAGACAUGGGAAAAUCAGUGCCACUGAAGCUACUGACCAUGUGGUCAAGUUCAUGAAGGUGGGGACAAGCAUGGUGACAUUCCUUGAAAGAGUUGGAUCAGCACAGCCCUUCCUCCUCUGUGUUGGGCAAAAGAAGAGUAGUAUCCAGAAGUUUUACGUCAUCCUCGAUCAGAAGGCCAUUCCCUGUGUGGCGCAGACAGCUGUGGCUGCCUUCGACGAACUGUUUAAGGCCCACUUCGUCUUUGCUGUAUCCUACGAUGAGGCCUUGUGCAACUUCUACACCUUCAUUCAGACUACAGUGUAUGGGAUUGACGUCGGCACUACAAAAGAGAGUCCCCGGGUCAAGGAAAUCCGGGCAAAAGUAGAUCAUAUUGAGGUUUGAAGAUGUUCACCUGUUACAUUUGCAAGGUACAGCACAAAAGUUGUUCUGCUUUUUUUCAACAUUUGAAGUUCAGUAAUGCUUUGUACCCAGGACGCACAUUGCGUUUGAAAUGUGGCCAGAAUGGGCGUU